Messenger RNA from Staurois parvus, 2490 nucleotides. The record is from the annotation of a GenBank genome assembly. NCBI's taxonomy places the organism in Eukaryota, Metazoa, Chordata, Amphibia, Anura, Ranidae.
AUGGGGUCAGGACCAAUAGAUCCCAGUGAGCUGCUCAAGGGCCUGGAUUGUUUGCUGGGGCAAAAGGGAGAAGUAAAAGCUGUUAAUGGAGUAACAAAAAUAUACAACUUGAUGAAAGAAUCUCAAAAGAUGGUCAGUCGGUGUAUUUACCUGAACAUCAUAUGCCAGACACAUGCCCCAGAACUACUUUCUAAGUUCAUCCGGGUUGGAGGAUAUAAGCUUUUAAAUGUUUGGCUGACAUAUGCUCGGAACAACAAAAACAGCCCUUUGCUUUAUCAAAUUCUGCUGACCCUUCAGCACUUACCAUUGACAGUGGACCACCUAAAGUUGAAUAACACAGCCAAGCUAGUGAAGCAGCUUAGCAAAACCAGCGAGGAUGAAGAACUUCGGAAGUUAGCACUUAUACUUGUCAAUGACUGGAUGACUGUAAUUAGGACCCAGAGUAAUCUUUUACCUGUUGAAAAGGAGAAGAAAAAGAAAAAGAAAGAUGAUACAAAAGGACGAUCUACUGUGGCUGAUAAGACUGCAGAAGCCAAAGCUGAGUCCUGUAUAGAUGACCAAGCAGAUAGAAAGAGAGAAAAGCCAAAAACUCUGCGCACUACUGCCCCUAGUCAUGCAAAGUUCAGAUCUACAGGUCUAGAGGUGGAAACACCAUCACAAGCUCCCAUUAAGAAACCAGCUUCUGUUCCACUUAUAUCAGACAAAUACUUGAAACCCGUUCCUGUAAAAAGACAAAGUUCGGUUCCACCACCCAGUGAUGCAACACCUGCAGAAAAGAAAUACAAGCCACUUAAUGCUACACCAAAUUCUACCAAGGAGAUCAAAGUGAAGAUCAUUCCUCCACAGCCUAUGGAGAGUUUAGGUUUCUUGGAUGCACUGAAUUCAGCACCAGUACCUGGACUUAAGAUUAAAAAGAAGAAGAAAGCGGUUUCUCCAACUAGCAACAAGCCAAGUCCAUUUGACAGCAAACCCCAAGGAGAUGUAGUAGUGGUCACCAAGCCCUCUUCUCCAGAACCAGAGCUCCUAGCUGAGGCAAUGGAAGUGGAACGACCUGGCACUCCAGUUCCUGUUGAACUUCCUGAGCCUAUGGAAACUACACCUGCCCCUGCUCCUGCCCCAGCAGAAGUGAAAUCUGCUGAUCCAGAAGUUCCUCAACUAACUAAAAAAGGAAAGAAGAGGAAAACGGUUAGCUGGCCAGAUGAGAGUCAACUUCGGGAGUACUUCUACUUUGAGUUAGAUGAAACAGAGAGGGUUAAUGUGAACAAGAUUAGGGACUUUGGUGAAGCUGCCAAACGAGAGAUGAUGAAGGACCGCCAGGCAUUCCAAAAUGCCCGCCGGCUUAGCCAUGACGCCAUGGAGGAAGCCAUUCCUUGGGUUCUUCCACGCCCAUUUUCACUCACAGGGUCACUUGUUCAAAUGGGAAGCAACAGCACAGAAAAGCACACGCAAGCUGAGCGGGAGAUGGGCAUUCUGCAAGAGCUUUUUCUCUCUAAGGAGAGUGUUCCUGAUACUCCACAUGAGCCAGACCCUGAGCCUUAUGAACCGGCGCCUCCAAAGCUCAUACCACUGGAUGAGGAUUGUUCUGUGGAUGAUAGCUCCUAUGUUGAAUCCAUGGACCAGAUUGGAGGGUCUCAAUCUCCAGACCUGUCAUCUGGUGCUAAGCUGCCUCCUGUACUUGUUAACCUAAUGGGCAGCAUGGGAAAUUCAAAGUCACAAACAAGCCCACUGCCAGGCACCAUGCAAGAGAUCCUGACUUCUAUCAUGGGUGCCCAGGGUAAUGCUAAACCAGAAGAUUUGAUGAAGCAACCAGAUUUCUCAGAUAAGAUUAAGCAGCUUCUUGGCUCACUGCAGAACCAGAGCCAGGCCACACCUACACCAGGUGAGAUUUAUUUUUCAGGGCCCAUGUCUGCUGCCAGUGGCUUUCCACCACCUGCACCUAAAAACCCACCACAGCAGCUGCCUCCGCAACAUUACCCACAGCCUGGGCCUGGUGGGCCAUUCCCAGGUCCACAUGGACCUCCUGGCGGUCCACGGAUGAUGGGUCCAGCUCCUCCACAACAUGAUGGUUAUUGGGAACCGCCACCAAAUGAAAUGAGAGGUGAACACCACGAUCCCAUGGUUGGGAGAGGAGGUGGAAUGCGGGGGGAUAGAGGACAUCCUCCCCCAUUUCACAGAAACCGAGGAAGCAGAGGAGGUGACCCAGGAUUCAGAGGACGAGCUGGAAGGGGAGGAGAAAGAGGGCCACCUGGACGUGGACGAGAAGGUCCACAUGGCAUGGGACAUGGUGGAGAGCAUAGAGGUUACAGUGGAGAACACCGAGGCCAUGGUGGAGAGCACAGGGGCCAUGGAGGAGAACAUAGGGGACAUAGUCAAGGUGGAGAUAUGUCCUGUCGACCUAUAUGUCGGCAUUUCAGGUACAAGGGUACCUGUCGAUAUGAAAACGAUUGUGCCUUCUAUCACCCAGGCAUUAAUGGACCACCUCUACCUUAA